Messenger RNA from Sciurus carolinensis (gray squirrel), 937 nucleotides. RefSeq names its product EEF1A lysine methyltransferase 1 (gene Eef1akmt1). Lineage: Eukaryota; Metazoa; Chordata; Mammalia; Rodentia; Sciuridae. Gene Ontology annotation, biological process: methylation. The transcript has 5 exons. The record is from RefSeq and is a predicted model, not a curated record. Gene Ontology annotation, molecular function: protein-lysine N-methyltransferase activity; nucleic acid binding. The coding region runs from base 132 to 776 and encodes 214 amino acids.
CGCCCGCCUCGCCGGGGUCUGCGCCUGCGCGGGCGGCUCCGCGCUUCCCCUCUCCCCGCAGUCUCCACAGCCGCGCUCGGAUCUCGCCAGGGCGGCUGCGCACUCGAGGCUGGUCACAGGCAGUUGGUGAAAUGAGUGACUCGGAAGAUGACGAUACCCCCCAGCUUUCUUCCCACACCUUAGCAGCACUCCAGGAAUUUUACGCUGAGCAGAAGCAACAUGCUGACCCAGGUGGGGAUGACAAAUACCACAUUGGAAUAGUAGAAGAGAAUUGGCAAUUGAGCCAGUUUUGGUAUAGUCAGGAAACUGCUUUGCGACUAGCCCAGGAGGUGAUUGCUGCUGCUGGAGAAGGUGGCAGAAUAGCGUGUGUGAGUGCCCCCAGUGUUUAUCAGAAGCUCAGAGAACUACACAGAGAAGACUUCUCUAUAUACAUCUUUGAAUAUGACAAAAGAUUUGCAAUAUAUGGAGAAGAAUUUAUCUUCUAUGAUUAUAACACUCCACUGGAUUUACCUGAAAAAAUUGCUGCACAUAGUUUUGACAUUGUAAUAGCAGAUCCUCCCUAUCUUUCUGAGGAAUGUCUCAGAAAGACAUCAGAAACCAUCAAGUACCUGACGAGGGGCAAGAUUCUGCUGUGCACAGGUGCCAUCAUGGAAGAACAGGCAGCGCAACUUCUGGACGUGAGGAUGUGCAAGUUUAUUCCAAAACACACCCGAAACUUGGCAAAUGAGUUUCGCUGUUAUGUGAAUUAUGAUUCUGGACUGGACUCUGAAACCUAAAUACAGGCAGGGACAUGUUACUCAGUAAAGGAUCCCAGUGACAUUUUCAUUUCCCUCUUUUUAUUUUCUUAGUCAAUCGAAAAGCUAUAACUUCUUCUCCCACUCCUCCCCAAACUGGGGCUGUCCUGGCCUAAUUUUCAAAAUAAAGGAGAAAACCGUCA